GUGACAGCCUCCCUGCCGCAAGAUGUCACUGUACCGAUAUACACAUUUCCUCCUUAACCAAGCCUUCCUUGAAGGGUGUGUUUGAAGGUUGUAUUAACGUACGGAAUGAUUUCUGGGUAGAUAGAGGGAGAUUACAAGGAGCAAAUGAAACGGCAGCUUGCAGGAGAUGGGACAGGAAACUAUACUGAUCUGACAAUUACUAAACCGUGCAGGGAACUAUACCAGAAAGACAGUGGGACAGAUGGGAUCAAAUAUGAAUAUAUAUUAGCUGGUCGGCGUUGUUAGUUUAGAUGCUAAUGUGGUAACAUAGUGCAGGCAAGAUACACGUUUUAGUUAAAGCUGAUAGUCUGGGAGGGCAACGUUAUAUUUGGUUGUUUUAUAUAUUCCUAUUUGAUAUCGUUUUUGGAAACAUCUUUUUUUUGUCCUGUCUUAAUCACUGUUAACCUGCUACGUCAGUGGUUAGCAAUGCUAUGGGAAAGCAGAUUUGCAAUGCAAUCGGAAACGCUGUUCUUUGUAAGCUGCUGUCGGAACGAGUAGUUAAUGAAGAUUCUAAUAUAAUAUUAUCUGAUGCUCAACAUGCAGCUUGCAAGUCUAGCCCUAGUAAAGUUACUGCUGGCGUAUCAGCAUAGUUCAAAUCUUGAAAUCUAGUAAUCUAUAUACCUCCAUGGUAGAUGUGACUGGUUGUAGUCCAAGCCUUGAUUUUAACUGCUUUCUGUUUUGUUAUAUUGUUUAAAUUCAUAUUUUUCCCCCCCGUAUUAAAUUAGACUCCUGUAGCGGGUAGAGUUUUAUAAGUGUUUACAAUUAUUAUUCCAGACGAAGCUACUUGUGUUAGUAAUUAAAAUGCCGGUGCGGGACUUUUUAAGCACAUCAUCGAAGCUUAGCCCGUUUCAGCCCCGAUAUGAGCAUUUACUGUUGUUGGUGUGCGUGCUUGGAACGGUGUUACCGCUCGGAGUAGAUUGUAAUCCUUCUGCAGAGAAUCACCAAAACAAUGGUACACAGAAGAAGUCAUUCCCAGUGCUCAGCUUCGACUACCAUCACGUUCGCCUGCCCUUUGAGAUUGCACUAUGGAUACUGUUGGCCUGCCUGAUGAAACUCGGAUUCCAUUUGAUUCCUCGUCUGUCCAACAUUGUUCCGGAGAGCUGCUUGCUCAUUGUGGUGGGGCUGCUGGUGGGCGGUUUGAUCAAAGUGGUGGGUGAGGAUCCGCCAGUCCUGGAUUCUAAGGUCUUCUUCCUGUGCCUGCUGCCCCCCAUCAUUCUGGACGCGGGGUAUUUCCUGCCUAUCCGUGCCUUCUCGGAGAACACGGGCACCAUCCUGAUGUUCGCUGUCAUUGGGACGCUGUGGAACUCCUUCUUCAUGGGCGGCAUGCUCUACGCCGUGUGUCAGAUCCCUGGCACAGGCUUGGAGAAUGUAGGGCUGCUGCCCAGUCUCCUGUUCGGUUCCAUUAUCUCUGCUGUAGACCCUGUGGCAGUGCUGGCUGUGUUUGAGGAGAUCCACAUCAAUGAGUUGCUGCACAUCCUGGUGUUUGGGGAGUCGCUUCUCAACGAUGCCGUCACUGUGGUGCUGUACCAUCUGUUUGAGGAGUACGCCGGAGUGGGAUCGGUAACGUUCAUGGAUGUCCUCCUGGGAGUCAUCUGUUUCCUCGUGGUGUCCCUGGGAGGUGUCUUCAUGGGGAUACUGUAUGGGUUGAUCGCAGCCUUCACCUCCCGGUUCACAUCGCACACCCGCGUGAUCGAGCCACUCUUCGUGUUCCUCUACAGCUACAUGGCCUACCUGUCGGCUGAGGUUUUCCAUCUCUCUGGGAUCAUGGCAUUGAUUGCCUGUGGGGUGGUAAUGAGACCUUAUGUGGAGGCCAAUAUUUCACACAAAUCUCACACCACCAUUAAAUACUUCAUGAAGAUGUGGAGCAGCGUCAGUGAGACUCUCAUUUUCAUCUUCCUGGGUGUGUCCACUGUGGCCGGACCCCACCAGUGGAACUGGAUCUUUGUGGGCUGCACACUCCUCUUCUGUCUUGUCUCCCGAGUUCUAGGUGUCAUUGGACUGACCUCCAUAAUUAACAAGUUCCGCAUCGUCAAACUGACCACCAAGGACCAGUUUAUUAUUGCGUACGGCGGCCUGCGUGGGGCAAUCGCUUUCUCUCUGGGAUUUCUGCUGGACAAACACCACUUCCCCAUGAGAGACAUGUUCCUGACAGCCAUCAUCACUGUCAUCUUCUUCACCGUCUUCGUUCAGGGAAUGACCAUCCGUCCCUUAGUGGAGCUCCUGGCUGUGAAGAAGAAGCAGGAGACGAAGCGUUCGAUCAAUGAAGAGAUCCACACACAGUUCCUGGACCAUCUCUUAACUGGGAUAGAGGACGUCUGUGGACAUUAUGGGCAUCAUCACUGGAAGGAUAAGUUAAGUCGCUUCAAUAAGAAGUACAUCAAGAAGUGCUUGAUCGCAGGGGAGCGGUCUAAGGAGCCCCAGCUGAUUGCCUUCUAUCACAAGAUGGAGAUGAAGCAGGCUAUUGAGCUGGUGGAGAGCGGGGGCAUACCCAAGAUCCCCUCUGCUGUCUCCACUGUCUCCAUGCAGAAUAUUAAGCCCAAACGAGCUCUGCCCCAGCUUUCCAAAGGAAAAGAGGAGGAGAUCCGGAAUAUACUUCGCAGCAAUCUACAGAGAACCAGGCAGAGGCUGCGAUCGUACAACAGACACACUCUGAUGGCCGACCCGUACGAGGAUGCCUGGAACCAGAUGCUCAUAAGAAGGCAAAAAGCACGGCAACUUGAGAAAAGGAUGACUAACUACUUGACAGUACCAGCUAACCAUCCAGAUUCUCCAACUAUGAUGAGAUCUAGGCUUUCUUCAGAUCCUCAGGGGUACAGUUUGAAAUUGAAUUCGGGGAACGUCCCUGCGAUUGUUGUGGACCCUGCAACACCACAGUCCCCGGAGUCAAUGAAACUGCUGGAUGAGUCUUCUAAACCAGGGGAAGAGGACCAGGGGAUAGUCAUGAGAGCAAAGCUCCCAGAAUCCUCCAGAACAGAUGACAAUGUCUUCACUCCCGGGGAGGACAGUCCGAAAGAGCAGCGUCUAAUACGCUGCCUCAGUGACCCGGGGCCCCCCCCAGAGGAGGAGAAAGAUGACGAGUACCAGGCCUUCUUAAAUUGAAAUCUGAACCAAUUCGCUGGUCCAGCACUUCUGCAGUCAUUCCUGUUUGGUAAAGCCAAAAUAAUGAACUAAUGAAUUAAAACUAUAUUAAAAAAAAGCCAUUUUUAUUUGUAAAGUUAAAUAUCUUAAUGGGAGGUGGAAUUAACCAAAGGUGUACUAUUUUACAAGGUUCUGUCUGAAUGGGGCUUUGGAUAAUAAACUGCUGUGUUUUAAUUAUUAUUGUGUCUGGGCAGAUUAAGGGAAGUUAGGGGGGUGUUUCAGUUACCUGCUGCUUCUGUUUUUGGUAUCUUGUGGCAUGCAGUAGGCUGCAGGCAGUUUUCUGCAGCAGUAUACAAAGUUGUAAUCGUGGGAACUGCCUUAUUAAUAAGUGCUUUGAUGUAUUUGCAAACUUACAGGUCUGUGAGUGAGGGUGCCUUGCAUUGUAAAUAGCCAUCCGGGAAUCUCUUUCACCGUGUGUAGUUUUAUAUAGUAGUUCUGAAGCAAUACGGCUGGUAACAUUGCUGGGCAACCUGCUUUCUUGCUUGGUUCCUAACCUGGAGAUCUGUGGACUGAGAUCUUGUGUUUAUAAAUGGCACUCCAGGCCUCCUGUUCAGCUUGAUGGGCAUAUAUAGUUAAGUAACAUAAAUUGAAUUACUUUUUCAAGGUGCACAAUAAACCUAUGCUAGGGGGGUCAGUCAGAGACUGGUAAAGGGAUUUUAAUAGAUUUUGUAAAUACAGGUGUAACAAAAAAUAGUUAACUAGUUCAAUUAAGCCAACAACUCAAAGCAAAACAUUUUUAAAAUAGCUGGUAGAAGAGUGCGUUCUCUAGUGGACACAGAUUAAACAGGCAAUAUAAAUGUCAUUUUAAAUGUAGAAUAAAAAUAAGAACACUAAAUUCUGUGCCUUUUUUGGUUCAAUUUAUGUUGACCUGACACAUAUAUGACUGUACUGUAAAUAUAAUUCCUGAAUAUUAAGAACACUCCCCUCCCUAGUUUUUUUUUUAAAUGUAUUUCAGUUGCAGACCAAAUCACUCAACCUAUGUCGAUCAUGCUUUUUACUUUAUAACCAAAGACACCUUAAUUUGCGAAGCAUCCCUAGCCUUUAAACAGCACUUUUAUGUUGUAUAUCUUUAUUUGGUGUCAUGGCAAUUGCGUCCAUAUUAUGGUCAGUACAGUAUAUAGCCAGCAAAAUGUCCAUAUUGUAAUGUUCACCCUUGUGUAGGGGGCAUGCUGCUGUACAGGAAUAGGAAAUAAAGACUUGUACUAUGACAUGUACAUCUGGGAUUCUUCUACCACUACCACUAUUUUUACACUAAAUGCAUUUAACUGUAUAUUUAAUUUUUAAAAAUUUGCCAUGAAAAAAGGGAUCAGCAACUCUGGGUUGAAUUCUCCGUUGAAGAGACCGGGUUUUGUCGGCUUCCAGUUCAUAGCAGUUUGAUCUGUUGCUGAUGGAAACCAAUGGGAUUGAUUUUAAAAUAAUGAUUUCAGUCCCUGUUGGAGACUGUGGAAUACAACUAGAUGCACAUUCCAAGACAAACUGUUUUGUGUUUGUAAUUCUUUAUUAGAGAAGCAUAGGGGGAACCCCCCCCCCCCCCCCCAAAAAAAACAUUUUUUUUCUUCAUGGCAAAUAACCUCAGACCUAUUUUUCAAUAUCCCUAACUUUUUUUUUUUUUGUCUUGGAUUAAAUCCAAAUUCUGUACAGUUCGUACAUUAAGGAUUUUUGUAAGGUGUGAUAGUGCAAGGCUGUCUGAUAUUUAGAGGUAUAUAGGAACAUUCCCAUUUAACUUUGUUUUUGUAUGCAAAAAUAUUGUGUAUUUGGUUUAUUUGAAACAGUCUCCAAAUAUUCUUGAAAAUUAGAAGUAAUUUUUUCCUUUGAAAUAGCAAGAACUCUUGUGCUAACUUCAUUAACGGGUAUUAAAGAUCUCUGGGUAGAUUCAAGUAACUGACGUCCCCAAAAUACACAGCUUAAUAUAGCAAUGUUUACUGUGGUUAAGUGCAGGUGGUAAAACUUGAAGGUAGAAAGUAUCACCAGGUGUAUACCCAGCUCCCCAAAUUAUACUAUGCAACAUGAUGUUUAAGAAACAUAACUAUGUCCUACAUGAUGUGUUGUAAAAUAUGUUUAUAAAAAGUAAUAGGAUAUCAUUGUGAGAUAUAUAUCAUUAUAGAGAUAUUUUUUAAAUUUUACCCAUUUAUUAUUAUAGUGCUGGGACAAAUAUUCAAAUAUUCAAAACCAACGUUGCUUGAAAUGUAUUUGGUGACAAAAAUAAUUUAUACCAAAAAACAAAAAUAACCCACCAAAUUUUUAAAAAAAUGUAUUGUGUCUCGUUUUUUAAUUAAAUAAAAAGACAUUCUACCAAAUGUUGUGAAUCUCGUUUGUUUUAGACAGUAAUCUGGUCGUCUGGAUUUCAUUGGAGUCAAAGACAGUGCUACUGUAUAUUCGAAUAUAUCCAGUGGUAUGUAAGGAUAUUCCUGUUUGUCCCUGUACUAAUAGCAUUACCAUUCUAAAGACUGUGUUUUGCACACAGUGAUGUACGGGUGUUUGUUGUUGAUGUGACGUAUUGGUUUUAAUUGUCCUGGAUUAUGGACAUAAAAAAAAACAUAGGGGACGUUGAAGUAUUAGUGUUUUUUUCCUUUUGAUCACCCAAAGUACUCACAAGAGACGGGGUCAACUGCUAACUUAUUACUUCUUAAAAAAAAAAAAAAAUGAGUUCACUUUUAUAAUUUAUCAAUUUGUAGUCAAAAUGUGAUUUAUCGGAGCCUUUGCCCUGUCCGGUCCUGUCUCAUGCUAAUACUUCAACAUCCCUAAAGUAGUGACAGUUUGUUUGGUUGAAGGUUGUUCUUCAGCAGUCUUCUCAUUUUCUAUGAUGGCAAUUGUAUUUAAAGACUGGAGUUGAUGCCCUGAUUCAAUUAGAAGGAAUAUAAAGAUGAACUCUUGUUGCUCCAUUACUUUGCAUAUGGCUGUGUCUGCCUUUUGUAAGAGCCCUUGUGGCCCGCGCUGCUUGGGUAUUGAUUCGUACACAAUGAUGUUUACAGUCAGCGAGUACCCAAAGUACCUAGGCUUUGUUUCAAUCAGUUGAGUUUUUGUAUUCAUUUUACUAUUCUGUUGUGAUUUGUUGCACUUGAGAACAAUGCAGAUUUAAAGGAGCAAUUACCAACAAUGUAUAAUCUAUUGUGUUACCUCUUAUUAGCGUUAUCGUUCCUUUAAAUCACAAGUUCCAUAUUGAACAUGAAGCCUGGCCUGACCGGUGUACUUGGUAGUAUUCUAGUUAGAUAACCUGGGCUAGUUAAGAGUUGAGAACCACUGUUCUAAACAUACAGGGGUAGGACUCGAUGUAGAAACGCUGUAACACUGUCGAAGGGGCAUUCAUGAAAGAACAAAUUCAAUUUGACGAGUCUGCAAUGUGCUUGAAUUAUUCUGGCUGGAUAAAUGACAGUUCCUCCUCGAUAACUGGCUCUAAAUCCUUUAGGGAAGUCUGGGAAAGUACAUACUACAUAUGGCAGGUUUUUCUAUAUUAUUUAUUGGUCUGCCCUUCAUAUUAGGCGUUCACUCCACAGAAAAGGGGAUGCGUCAUUUUAGGGUUGUCCUGUUUUUUUAGUCCAUUUCCACCCUUGUAAAACACCAGGGCUGUGCUUGUGUGGCUUUGUGAUUUCUCAACACGCCUCCCCCACAAAACAGUCACUUUUUAAGGAGCCCUGUUAUUAUGUUAACGCACAUCCCAGCUGAAAAUAAGCAUGUCUGUUUUCUGUUUUGUCUUACCAAAGGAAAAAAAACAGCUGGGAAUGGUUUACACAGCAGUUUCAGAAAUGAUACGUCCAUCUCACAAUGAGAAGGCGAAGACCGGGCAGAAAAAUCUAUUGCCGGGUUCAGAUGGCUGGAUUUAUCAAGCUAUGUAUGAACUGUCAUUGUCUGCAUUAUAGAUUGUAUUAAUGUAUCUGGAACUGAAACCAGUGUAGGAUGUUUUACAGAGUGUAAGAGAUUGUGAGAAGAGUGCAUUAACUCUUUCCUGGUGAAAUUUCCACAGACCAGAGCGCAGUUUCCCACUCGCAGGUUAUGAAUACUGAUGAAAAACAAAUGAGAAACAUGAACGGGUUUUGGGAUUGAUAUCAACAGACAAUUGUGAUGUUCUCACCAGUGGGAGAGCUUGGUUGCAGGACUGGAUGAAUGUAGAUGAAACUAAAUUGCUCAAUUCAUGUUGUUGUUUGCCGGCCUGCUGUGUCUUUGUUAUAUGAAAGCAUGCUGUAUAUUAUUAUUUUUAACAUUGCUUUACUGUUAAUUGUUCUACAGUAAUGUGCAAGCGUAAAGGUGAUGUUUAAUUUCUUAUUUUGUAUCCUAUUGUGUGGGUUCAGCACGAUUUUUCUGCUUGGAUCGUUAUUUGCCAAGCUGAAGAGGCAGGUUUGUGGAGAAGUGAAGUUGGGAAGCAUAUAGGUGUUGCACAGGCUCCGUGCAUAAUGCUUACUCUAUGGGUGCAACACUGAUAUGUGUUCCCUUGUCACUUCCCUGCAGUCAGCCUUUUUAGAAGGUUACUUAGUAAGUAUGGCAAACAAUAUAAGAAAUAAAAAAAGGUUUAGAAAUAAAGUAAAAAACACAUAAUAGGAUAUUAAACGGGUACAAAUUUAAAUAUUUAGAAAAUGUCAAGUAUAUUUCGCAAUAAAAACACUUAUUCUUG
This is a messenger RNA of Acipenser ruthenus (sterlet), 7783 nucleotides long. RefSeq names its product sodium/hydrogen exchanger 1-like. Gene Ontology annotation, biological process: sodium ion transport; regulation of pH; proton transmembrane transport. Gene Ontology annotation, molecular function: sodium:proton antiporter activity. The coding region runs from base 841 to 3138 and encodes 765 amino acids. Gene Ontology annotation, cellular component: membrane. The record is from RefSeq and is a predicted model, not a curated record. Lineage: Eukaryota; Metazoa; Chordata; Actinopteri; Acipenseriformes; Acipenseridae. The transcript has 12 exons.